Corylus avellana is the source of this 1122-nucleotide messenger RNA. RefSeq names its product putative 12-oxophytodienoate reductase 11. The record is from RefSeq and is a predicted model, not a curated record. Gene Ontology annotation, molecular function: FMN binding; oxidoreductase activity. NCBI's taxonomy places the organism in Eukaryota, Viridiplantae, Streptophyta, Magnoliopsida, Fagales, Betulaceae.
AUGGGCUUAGAAUCAUUGAAAAUGGCUCUUCAAGCUCCCACCAUUCCUCUUCUUACUCCUUACAAAAUGGGGAACUUCAAUCUAUGCCAUAGAGUGGUUUUGGCACCACUAACCAGAAUGAGAUUUCAUGGCGAUGGUCCUCAGCCGCAUGUUGUCUUAUAUUAUUCUCAGAGAACCUAUAAAGGUGGUCUCUUAAUAGCUGAGGUGACUGAAGUUUCUGAAAUCGCUCAAGGACAUCGUUAUGCACCCGGAAUAUGGACAAAAGAGCAAGUUCAAGUAUGGAAACCCGUCGUUGAUACUGUUCAUGCCAAAGGUGGAAUCUUCUUUUGUCAGCUUUGGCAUGUGGGAAGGGCUUCAAAUCGAGAUUUUCAGCCAAAUGGGCAAGCUCCAAUUUCUUCUACUGACAAGCCUUUGAGCGUUGAGGGAAUUGAUGGUGCACAUUUCACUCCUCCACGGCGGCUAAGGACAGAUGAAAUUCCUCAAAUUGUCAAUGAUUUUAGAAUUGCUGCAAGGAAUGCUAUUGAAGCUGGUUUUGAUGGAAUUGAGAUCCACGGGGCUCAUGGUUUCUUAAUUGACCAAUUUUUGAAAGAUGGAGUGAAUGAUCGAACAGACCAAUAUGGUGGAUCAGUUGAGAAUCGUUGUCGAUUUGCUUUGGAAGUAGUCGAAGCUGUUGCUAAUGAGAUAGGUGCUGGCAAAGUUGGAAUAAGAUUAUCUCCUUUUGCGGACUAUAAUGAAUCUGAAGACUCUAAUCCAAAAGCAUUGGGGCUUUAUAUGGCAGAGUCCUUAAACAAAUAUGGUAUUCUUUAUUGCCACAUGGUUGAGCCAAGAUGGAAGAUGACUGGAGAAAAAAGUGAAUCCCCAUACAGCCUUUUGCCAAUGAGAAAGGCUUUUAAGGGUACUUUCCUUGUUGCUGGAGGUUAUGAAAGGGAAGAUGGGAACAAUGCCAUUGCUGAAAACCAUACAGAUCUUGUUGUUUAUGGUCGUUUAUUUUUAGCCAAUCCAGAUUUGCCAAAGAGAUUUGAGCUCAAUGCGCCUCUCAACAAGUACAAUAGAGAUACAUUCUACACAUCUGAUCCUGUUGUUGGUUACACUGAUUAUCCAUUUCUUGAAGACACUUCAUGA